CCCUGCUUGGAUUCCCCUGACAUGGUGUGAGAGGCGGAGAGCGAGCCCAGGACGGGAAGAGGGGCGAUCGAUGGUUUACGAGGCUGCCUAGGGAGAAAGAGCCGCUCUCAGCCUGGGAGAAGGUGUAGCUGAACUUUGAGGAAGGGACUUGGCUGUUUUCCACCCAGUGUCAAAAGUUUAUAUGGAUCAACUCGUUAAUCAGCUGUAUAGUCUGAAGAGCAUCAGUAAAGAUCAGCAUUAAGUCUCCUUUUCCAGUGCUUUAGCAGUGAGUACCCUUGACAAGCAGGAAGAUGAUGAAUGACGCAAGUGACAUGCUGGCUGCAGCUUUAGAACAGAUGGACGGCAUUAUAGCAGGUUCCAAGGCUUUGGAGUAUUCCAAUGGUAUAUUUGAUUGUCAAUCCCCUACCUCCCCAUUCAUGGGGAGCCUGCGAGCACUGCAUCUUGUGGAGGAUUUGCGUGGUUUAUUAGAGAUGAUGGAAGCGGACGAAAAAGAAGGACUGCGAUGUCAGGUCCCAGAUUCUACAGCAGAAGCUUUGAUUGAAUGGCUCCAAAGCCAAAUGACUAAUGGACAUAUAUCUGGUAAUGAAGAUGUAUAUCAAGAAAGGCUAGCGCGUCUGGAAAAUGACAAGGAAUCUCUUGUUCUGCAAGUAAGUGUACUUACUGACCAGGUGGAAGCACAAGGAGAAAAGAUUCGAGAUUUAGAGUUCUGCCUAGAGGAGCACAGGGAGAAGCUGAAUGCCACAGAAGAGAUGCUGCAGCAGGAACUUCUGAGUAGAACAUCCCUUGAAACUCAGAAAUUGAACCUUAUGGCAGAAAUUUCCAAUUUGAAGCUAAAGCUAACUGCUGUAGAGAAGGACCGAUUAGACUACGAAGACCGAUACGGGGAGACAGAGUCACUCCAUAACGUAAUAGCAGAACUCAGACAACAGAUGGAGAAAGUGGAGGUGGAACUAGCACUGUUCCAGGAAAAGAGGUUACAGUAUGGGGAUCAAGAGGGUUUGAUGCAGGAAAUCAAUGAAUUACGGUUAAGAGUGGGAGAGAUGGAUAAUGAAAGACUUCAGUACGAGAAGAAGCUUAAAUCCACCAAAUCUUUAAUGGCCAAACUUUCUAGCAUGAAAAUCAAAGUGGGUCAGAUGCAGUAUGAAAAGCAGCGGAUGGAGCAAAAAUGCCAGAUAUUAAAGGAUGAGCUGGCAUCUUUGAAAGAGAAAUUGGAACAGAAGGAAGCAGAAGUAAGAAAGUUGCAAGAAAAAUUGGUGUGCAAGAUGAAAGGAGAAGAAGUUGAAAUAACGGACAGAGAUGAAAAUUUUAAAAAGAAGCUCAAAGACAAAAAUAUAGAGGUACAGAAAAUGAAGAAGGCUGUGGAGUCUCUAAUGGCAGCGAAUGAAGAAAAGGAUCGGAAGAUAGAAGAGCUGCGACAAUCCCUGAAUCGGUAUAAGAAAGUGCAAGACAUGGUAAUAUUGGCUCAGGGAAAAAAAGGCAAAGAAGGCGAAUUUGAAGAAUUUUUAAAUUCAGGAUCUGUUUCAGCGGUUUUAUUGGACAUGCAGAGUUUAACUGAUCAAGAGAAAAGCCCAUCUCCUGUCCCAGUAAUCAGCUCUCCGAGCCAUGAAGAGUUUAACACUACUGUUCCCGAAGAGAACUCACUACAAAUUCACACCAGCAUCUUGCAAGUUUCAAUCCCCGCUUUUCCACCAGCACCCGAAAGCCCAGAAGCAGCUACCGAAAAAGUAAAAGCACAGCCUAAACCAGAAGUUGCAAGUGAAGUGAGUGAAGGGACAACAUCAUGUUCCUCCGUAGAAACACAGCCAUGUGACAGUCCCUUAGUGUCAGCCCUGCAAAAAUCCAGCAGUCUGGGCAAUUUGAAGAAAGAGGCAUCAGAAAUGGACAAAGAACCUGUACAGAAACCAGCAGAGACUAAAGCUCCCAUGGAAGGUAACAAGUGUGGAACCCUUCCUCCAAAAUCCCCAAGCCAUAGUGGUACCGGAGAUGAGGACAGUUUUGGUACCCGAAAAGCCAGAUCUUCAUUUGGACGAGGCUUUUUCAAGAUAAAAAAUAACAAGAGGACAGCAAGUGCACCUAAUUUGGAUCGCAGUCGAAGUGCAAGUGCACCUACGUUAGCUGAAACAGAAAAGGGAUCUGCAGAUCACUUGGACCUAGCUGGUUUGCCCCCUCGACCGAAAGAAACUGAUAGCGGGCAGCUGUCUCCCUCUUCUCCAGACUCCAAGAAGAAAGCCAGAGGAAUCAAGAAACUAUUUGGAAGGCUUAAAAGGAGCCAGUCUACCACAUUUAACCCGGAUGAUAUGUCUGAGGCAGAGUUCAAAAGAGGAGGGACAAGAGCGACUGCAGGACCAAGACUGGGCUGGUCUCGAGAUCUUGGGCAGUCUAACAGUGACCUGGAUAUGCCAUUUGCUAAAUGGACAAAGGAGCAAGUUUGCAACUGGCUCCAGGGCCAGGGGUUAGGUUCAUACAUGAAUCAUGGCAAACACUGGAUACUGUCUGGGCAGACUCUCUUGCAAGCUUCUCAGCAGGAUCUGGAAAAGGAACUUGGAAUAAAGCAUCCUCUGCAUCGGAAGAAACUUCAGCUCGCUCUUCAGGCACUGGGGUCAGAAGAAGAAAACAAUCAUGGAAAACUGGAUUACAACUGGGUUACCAGGUGGUUGGAUGAUAUUGGACUUCCCCAGUAUAAGACUCAAUUUGAUGAAGGAAGGGUGGAUGGUCGAAUGCUCCAUUACAUGAGCGUUGAUGACUUGCUGUCCCUGAAAGUUGUUAGUGUCCUUCACCAUCUUAGCAUUAAAAGAGCCAUCCAGGUCCUGAGAAUAAAUAACUUUGAACCCAACUGUCUGCGCAGGAGGCCAUCUGAUGAGAACAACAUCACCCCAUCAGAGGUUACUCAGUGGACUAAUCACCGUGUAAUGGAGUGGUUACGCUCAGUUGACCUAGCAGAAUAUGCACCUAAUUUGAGAGGGAGUGGUGUGCAUGGUGGACUUAUGGUCUUGGAACCUCGUUUUAAUGUGGAAACCAUGGCGCAAUUGCUGAACAUCCCACCAAACAAGACACUGCUGAGACGCCAUUUGGCAACCCAUUUCAAUUUACUGGUUGGUCAGAAUGCCCAACAUCAAAAGCGUGAAGCCAUGGAAUCUCCAGACUAUGUCCUUUUAACUGCUACUGCCAAAGUGAAGCCAAAAAAGCUUGCCUUCAGCAAUUUUGGAAGUCUGAGGAAGAAGAAGCAGGAUGAUGUGGAAGAGUAUGUGUGCCCGAUGGAACUGGGACAGGCAUCUGGAAGUGGAUCUAAGAAAGGAUUUAAGGCUGGCUUGGAUAUCCGAGUGUAUGACGAUGACGAUUUGGAUAGACUGGAGCAGAUGGAAGAUUCAGAAGGGACAGUGAGGCAAAUAGGAGCAUUCUCUGAAGGCAUCAACAACUUGACACACAUGUUAAAAGAAGACGAAAUGUUUAAAGACUUUGCUACUUGCUCUCCUAGCGCCAGUAUAACAGAUGAAGAUUCAAAUGUGUGACAGAAUACCAAUAAAGAAUUCAAUUUCGUAUAUGCUAGGAACAUCAUCGUUAUAUGUGAUGGGCAGCAGAUCAUGUACAUUACAUUGCUCUUGCUUCUGUUUGUUAGAAGUGAUAUUUUUGGGUGGAUAAGGAGAAAAGGUGCCUAUUCUAAAGUUGCCAUAAAAGAUAAACCAACCAGACACUGGUGAGUGGUAGUAUGAUUGUUUUAACUAUAUUUAAUGUACAAACCUGUGACAUAUAUUCCAAAGUAUUGCAUUUACAAUUUGCUACCAUAAUGCUCUUUGUUUAUUCAUGUAGUGAAAUGUACUGUUUCAAAAUAAUAUGAAACAUGUAACUUGUAAAUAACCUGCGUCCGCACUCAGUGUGGCUUUCAGCUGAAAAAAAGAUAUCACUGGUGCCCUAUUUUAAUAGAUAUGUCCAAAGUAAAUACCAGUUAUUUCUUUUAGUAUCCAGGUCCCACUGCCCUACACAAAACUCAAGGUAACUCUUGACUGUUGCUGUCUUAUUUUUAUACUGUUUUAUAAAAAAAAAAAUUAUAUGAAGUGCAUGUAAAGCAGAAAUUUUAUUUUGUGACAUAAAGUGGUGAAAGGUUCAAUUGUUUUUUUAAAGGGAUGAUCCCAGUUUGCAAACCAGCUGGUUACUGGAAAAGUCGUACUGACCUUUGAACUGUUUGCUUGCUUUCAUUUUUAAUUUUUGCUAAGUGUUGUCAACAUUUUUAGGUUUGGGAUGAAGCUAUUGUGAAAUGUAGAUCUGCUUGCAUCACAUUUCUAAAUCUGUAAUAUCUGAAAUUUCUCUACUUUUCUUUUUUCCUCCAGCAGCAGCUAUUAACAUUAAAAUAAGGUUUUAAUGGUUUUAAAAAUAUUCUGGAAAAUUCACAUCUUGAAAUUGAGGAAUGCGCAGUGUGGAGAAGGAUAUUUCUGUGUUGUGUUUCCAAUAGGAUGGCUUGUAUAGUUGCAAAAGUUAUGUAGAGAAACAUAUAGGAAAUGUAUAAUUUCCCAGCAUUAAACCUAAGGUAGGGUUUUGCCUCAAGAAUAAGUCCAAUACCAAAACACGUUACCUAAUACUUAUGCCUCUGUAAAGCACAACUCCUUUCUGCUUUGAAAUAAUCAGGUUUCUAAAAUUCUAACUAGCCAGUGAAAAUCUUUUGUUGGACGUUCUAUAGAACAUGAUAGUUCUUACCAAAAAAUGCUAGCUCUUUGUCUGUUAAAAUGAUGAUUGUUAAGGUGUUGAAUGUUGCAUGUAUUGUAGCACAGUGGCAUGAUGCUUCAUUACUUGUGAAGAAAAACUACAGCUAGAUUAAUUACCUUACCGUGUUGUGUGCUUUAACAGACGGGUUUUAUUAAGCUUUUCAUCAUAGUUCUUGUUACAAGCAUUGGGAAGGAGCUGUUCUAGACAAAUUGCUUAUUACAGUCUAAACAAUGUUAGAUUUAUGGUAAUUUCAGUACAUCUGAUGUAUUGUUACAGAAGUUGGGAAGGCAACAGAGACGUUAUCAAGAUUUUUAAUGUGGGCUUCUACAAGUUGCUGGGAGGGAUUUGAGACUUUCUGAUGUUUAGUAGUAUAACCGUAUACACUGUUACCAAUCUGUUUUUUUAAAGGAUGGACAGCCUAAGUUUAUAUUUAUUUAUAACUACAAUAAAUUCAAUAGAACCAAUUACAUUAUGUAUUACAUUGAACUCUGCCAUUCGUUCCUGACUAACUAGAGAAGGCAAAUAAUUCAUAAUGAAUUAUUUAUUCAUUAUUCAAAAUUAUUGACGGAAUAAUUUCUGCAAAUAAUUCUUGGUCAAUAGCAGGGGUUCUCAAACUGGGGGUCGGGACCCCUUAGGGGGUCGUGAAGUAUUACAUGGGGGGGGUCGCGAGUUGUCAGCCUCCACCCCAAACCCUGCUUUGCCUCCAGCAUUUAUAAUGGUGUUAAAUAUAAAUGUUUUUAAUGUAUAAGGGGGGGGGGUCACACUCAGAGGUUUGCUAUGUGAAAAAGGGAUCACCAGUAAAAACCAUUUGAGAGCCACUGGCCUAGAGCUUGUUCAUCAGCAAUUUCUUGUGAUGAUUUUAUAUCUGAGCUAUUUUGAUUGGACAGGUAGGUCACAUGGUAAGUGUCUGUUCCAUGACUGGCUAAGUGUAACACUUGGAAUAAGGUCUCCAGUGAAUUUUAAGUUUGCUUUUUCUGUGAAUAUCUGCAGUAUAAUUACUAUUUGUUUUGAAGUAGUGCCCAACCAAGGAUCUUGUGCUAGGCACUGCACAAACACAAGAAGACAUGGGCCCCUGCCCUUAGGAACCAAUAGUUGCUUAAAAUUCACUCGUUUGCAAACUCUCUUGGAAGUGACCACAAUAGUUAAAAUAUUCACAGAAAGAGAUCCCAAGGGGAUUAUAAACAUAAAUAUUGAAACAAAUAUUCACAGAAAGCAGUUUUUUCCCCCCAUCCAGCCCUAUCAAUAAGCCUAUUUGAGAGCUUUAGAUGUUCAUUUGUUUUUAAUUUAAUGUAAAUAGAAGUCUAUUCAAAAUCAUUCUUUUCAGCAGUUUACUGGUUGGAAAAAGGCCAUCCUAUCCAAGCUACCUAUCAUCUGAACUUUGAUUAUUUUAUGGAGAGAGUAAUAUAAAUGCUAAAAUAAAGUCAGGAAGUUAAAACAAACAUACACUUCUUAUGAUAUUUUACAUUUUGUGUGUAAAGAGGGCAACAUAAACUAAUAUGUAUUGCUGUGUAAAAGCAAAUAAAGUCUGUUGGAAAAUACCAAAUA
Molecule: messenger RNA, 6243 nt
Organism: Malaclemys terrapin pileata
Lineage: Eukaryota; Metazoa; Chordata; Testudines; Emydidae
Gene: PPFIBP1
Product: PPFIA binding protein 1
Exons: 32
Coding region: 291-3509 (1072 amino acids)
Biological process (GO): neuromuscular junction development
Cellular component (GO): presynaptic active zone
Molecular function (GO): protein binding
Source: RefSeq, a predicted model, not a curated record